Anopheles moucheti is the source of this 1395-nucleotide messenger RNA. Its product is annotated as zwei Ig domain protein zig-8-like. The transcript is spliced from 8 exons. Bases 190 to 1212 code for a protein of 340 amino acids. Gene Ontology annotation, cellular component: neuron projection membrane. NCBI's taxonomy places the organism in Eukaryota, Metazoa, Arthropoda, Insecta, Diptera, Culicidae. The record is from RefSeq and is a predicted model, not a curated record. Gene Ontology annotation, biological process: synapse organization.
UGGGAUGCUUGAGGUAAACAGUGUAACAUGUGAUGCCGUUGUAAUUAGCCAACCCAGUGGUACCUUUUACCGGUGAUAGGCCCCUCACCGGACGGAAAGUGGAUAACGUGUGCUAUUUGUGAGCUUUGUUUAGUGUGUGUUGCGAGUUGGUAAAAUGAAUGACCGUACAGUGCCGAAUCGAAGAUAAAAAUGCAGUAUAUCAUCAUAGGUGGAUUAUUCGUACUGGCAAAUCUGCAUUUUAACCAUCACAACGCAAUGGGUGUAGCUAAUCAUCUGCCGGCACCGCAGGAAAACAGAAUCAUCAAAAAAUUUUCACCCCAUCCCUACUUCGACUUCGAUGUGCCUCGGAACAUAACGACCCGCGUCGGCCAGACGGCUUUCAUCAACUGUCGGGUCGAGCAAAUGGGUGACAAAUCGGUCUCCUGGAUCCGGAAACGAGAUCUACACAUCCUGUCAGCAGGAACCGCCGUCUACACGUCGGACGAACGAUUUCAGGUGAUACGGUCCGAUAAGGCGGAAAAUUGGACGCUACAAAUAAAAUUCGCCCAGCAGCGAGACUCCGGCAUAUACGAGUGUCAAGUGAACACGGAACCAAAGAUGUCAAUGGCAUUUCGACUGAACGUUGUAGAGGCAAAAGCGAUUAUCCUCGGACCAACGGACCUGUACGUAAAAAUGGGCAGCGUUGUGACGCUUACAUGCAUCAUUAGCCAGGGACCACAUGAUCUAGGGACAAUAUACUGGUACAGAGGGUCAAAUCUCGUGCAGCCCAUCGAGUUGCAUCCCAACGAUCCUUCAUUAGCAUAUCCACAUCGAAUAUCGGUAGAGCUGAAAUGGACCGAGGCACUCACGUCACGGCUGAAAAUUCUCGAUGCCAAGCUGGCCGAUUCGGGGAAUUACACGUGUCUGCCAACGUCAGCGGAAGGAACCAGCGUAAUGGUGCAUGUGAUAAAUGGAGAGCAUCCGGCGGCGAUGCAGCGCGGUUGUGCAACGACCGCGAACAAAGAUCAGCACCGGUGUGUGCAGCUGCUGACGCUGACGAUGCUGAUGGUGGUGAUGCUGACGCUCGUCUGGCAUCGAACCGAUCUCAACACCUUCGUAAGACCGCGGGCGAUAGCGCCGCCAAGUCCACGACCCACCCCCGGGACUUUGUCGGAGUGUAAGGUGAUAACGGACCGUCCCGUCGGCGCACUGGCAGCUUCGUACUGCGCGUAAUGCACGCGUACCCCGGGAGUGGACAGGAACGGCAGGGUGCAUUUGCAAAUCUUUGCCUGAAAAUCCAGGUGCUGAAACACGUUGCACACGGGGGGAUGCUGCAAUCUCGAGCGUUGGUGCACCGCAGACGAUGCCACACCAUUAUUGCUUCACAGCGAAAAGAGCAACAAAUGUUGUACGUCU